AACUUGACCAUAUUAUAAUCAAUUUUUCGCGAUCGUAUCACCGCGAUAAAGGUAAUUACAUUGGGUAUUAGAUAAUAUAAUAGAUUAAUAUAAGUGACGCAUUACGAAGAAUCAAAAGACUCGGGUCGCGUAUAAAUAUAAUCCGAUUUCCAGUCGCUUAUUCACUUUGUCGAUUUCAUACCGGUCCGCCAUGAAGCUCUUGGCAGUGACAGUUCUCCUAAGCAUAUCGGCUUGCGUUUACGGUGGACCCACGGCCAGGGUCGUCGGUGGCAAGGACGCAGCCGAGGGCCAGUAUUCUUACCAGGUGCAGCUCAUUCACAUUGGUCUUGGAUUCGCCUGUGGCGGAUCUAUCCUCAGCAAGCGUUACAUUCUCACAGCCGCUCAUUGCUUGGCGAUAGCGCAAGAGCCAUCGGAAUUCCAGGUAAUCGUUGGUACGACCAAACGAGGAGGCGAAAACGGGGCCGUUUAUCAAGUGGAUUCUUUUGUGGCGCACGAAGACUACACUAUGGUUCAUGGUGCCGUUGGUCCAGUCAACGACAUCGGACUCCUUCAUUUGGCUAAGGACAUUCGGUACGGAAAAAAUGUUCAACCGGUCAAACUACCCUCAAACGCCAACACGUUUGAAAACGACGUAGCGACUUUGACCGGAUGGGGUAGCUUGAAAAUUAUGGGUCAGAGUCCAAUCAAUCUGCAAGAGAUUCAGUUGAAGGUCCUCGAUUCUCGCACGUGCAAUCAAACCUGGGUCGACUUCGUCGGAGAGAAAAUCGAUAAGAGCAAAAUUUGCACUACUUCCAGGGUCGGACAAGGCGCUUGUCAUGGAGACUCCGGCGGUCCCUUGGUGCUCGAUGGAACACAAAUCGGCAUAGUUUCCUACGGCUGGCCCUGCGGCACUGGCGUUCCAGAUGUAUUCACAAGGGUCUCGAGCUAUCUUGAUUGGAUCAAGAAACAUUCCGUAUAGAUCUUGUGUAAAUAACUAGACUGCAAUGAAAUAAUAAAUAAUUAUACAUACAAUUUUAA
Messenger RNA from Nasonia vitripennis (jewel wasp), 1017 nucleotides. RefSeq names its product chymotrypsin-2-like. Gene Ontology annotation, molecular function: serine-type endopeptidase activity. The transcript is spliced from 6 exons. Gene Ontology annotation, biological process: proteolysis. The record is from RefSeq and is a predicted model, not a curated record. The coding region runs from base 191 to 958 and encodes 255 amino acids. NCBI's taxonomy places the organism in Eukaryota, Metazoa, Arthropoda, Insecta, Hymenoptera, Pteromalidae.